GUGAGAAGAUAAGUAGUUAGAAGGAGUAUAAUUAGUUACAACUUCAAAAAUCAAAAUCAGUAGAGAUGAGAGUACCUGUAAGAGCGUUGUAUUGUAUAGUGAGAACAUUAUAAAUAUAUAAGCGCAGAAAAUCUUCUAAGAGAUGACAGUCGCGAAGAGUCAUGGCGUGGCGUUUUCGCCUGAGAGCGAAUGCCCCUCCAGUAGUCGUGGCAGCCCGAAGAUUCUCUCUGUCGAAAUUCCUACGAAAGAGGACUACCACCCAAAAAGUCCAGGACUUACCAUGUUCCAGCAGGGCUCUGGUUACCAGAGCGGCUUUGCAACUCCCGCCACUGCACGUCAACUUUCCUUCGGAAAAACGAUCUCGAUGGCGGAAACACCAGGCAUGCUGAGCCCCAAAAAGUCUCUGCAAAAGCCGACCUUCUCUAGUGCGGCGUCACCAGCCAAGAGCAAGUUCUUGUCGAAGAUGCGCGUCCUCUUCAAUCGCAUGGAUACGAACGGGGAUGGGACGAUCGAUUUUGACGAAUUUCUCAAUUUUUUUGCCUCGAUCGGCAAGGAUUCUUCGAUGCGCGCUGUACGCGACAUAUUCAAGGUCUACGACGCAGAUCGGAGUGGGGCGAUCGACUUUGACGAGUUCUCAGUGCUCAUUUAAGGGUAGUUUAUCACUAUCCCAUGUGGAGUGGACUACAACACUGGGUGAGAUACCCCCUGAUCUGAAGGAGAAGAUAAAGGGGGAAAAGCCAACUCACUCGACCAAGAAUAGUGAAAAACUACCGCUAAUUCAUGGAGUCCGUUAUGAGCUGGAAAAUGCCCUACGGGGAGGCGCUCGGAGAAGCGGAGCACGUACUAAUGAUUAUUUGUUUCUCUACUACGUUUUUUAGGAGCCAGCUGUCUUCCAAGAACUUCUCUCUACUAAGCAAGCCUAUACUGACAUUAGUACUGUCGUAGUUGAUGGAACGACUUAGUCUUUCAUUUUUUAUGAGGCUCAACCAUGAUCAUGAACGAAUUUUGAAUUUCAUCGGCAAAAAAGAGUCCACGACAUCCAAUUAUAUCAGAUCUCGGUGGACAUGAUGGCGGAGUCCCUAGGUGGUCUCGCGAAACUGGGGAAAGGCGAGGCAGAAUGGGUUGAAGCAGAGGCGUGUGCGCUGUCACCAAUGGGUUAUGUUGAGGAAUAUCGCUAUUUUCGAUCAAUCAGUCAAUCAGUGAGUCUAUCAAUCAGUCAGUCAGUCAAUCAAUCAAUCAAUCAAUCAAGAGGCUCCCUUCGGGCUCGCCGCGCGCGGGAUCAGCCAGGUACUCGAUAAUCUGAGAACGAAGGCAAACGAAUGUCAUAAACAUUCACCUGAACGCACGACUACCACUUGAUCCACCUUUUUCCUCCAUACUCUUUGUUUCUAAUGAUAUACCGGUCUGAAGCCCGUAAGCUUGGCGCAAUUGAGGGCGACGCCGUUUUUCUAUGCUCUCGGGGGAGGCUUUGUGUGUCAAAAAUGCAAAAUUUCUAGCGACAACCUGUGCGAUAAGACUGCGUACUAACUUUAGAUAGAGGAUCACGAUCGUUGAAAACGAACGUCAAAGAUUAUUGCUGGUGGUGUCGUGUUUCACUGAGACAAAUGAGACAUUUCAUGUUGCAUCAUCUAUAAUGCCAGGUGGUACACGAGUGAUUUGAAGGAGAACUACCUGAUUUGUGGAAUGUGCGCGAAUCUGCAGAGGAAGGAGAACAUCGCAGCAAUGACCGCUAUGCUUACCGAGCAAAAGAAGCAAGCGCAAGUAAAAGCGUUUCUGCCAAGCUACCUCAUGAUUAUGGACUCCAAAACUUGUUCGCUCGUGCAUUUUUUACAUCGCGUGAAGUUCAACAUGUGGUCCGAGCAGUCUUUACAAUACCCCAUAUUUGACGCAGUAUCGUGAUUUCUAGCGACUAGUCUCUUCUACAAAUCGGUGCAUAGCCGAUUGAUAUUGGGUAUAAGUCGAUCAGAGCCUACUCCUACAUCGCGACGGAAUCCAAAUGAAUCUGGAUCUUCCGAAGAGACUGGUCCUCUCUACAACUUAUACUUACGUUUGUUCGCGGUUCCACCAAGCAGUCUACUUCUACUAGUAUAAGUAUUCGUACUCUAAUCUCUAUUCACCAUCGCCUUCGCCGAAAUCCCGCGGCGUAGUGAAAAACGUGGUCGCGCCCCUCGGUCCGCAGAGUCGUGUAACGCAAGCUUACGCGUCAACUCUGCUGGAAGAGGGAUGAAGCAUACGCGACAGGGGGCAUGCAUCGCGAUGCGGCAAGUUUUACUACUAGAUUGAUAUGGUUGGUAAAGUGAAUGCAUAGUAAAAAGUGGAAGUAACAAUCCCCUUGUUUAGUAAAAGGAAAAAAGGGAAUACAGUUAAAGUUUCAUCAUGCAUAUUGAUGAUCGUCAUAAAAACGAAGAAACGGUGUAGUUCAUUUUCGUGCUGUUGGUCUACUUGUUGUAUACAAAAACUAGAGUCAUAAUCUUCAUGUAGUGUAGAUACCUCGGUCUAGAAUACUACAGACAAGAAAAAUGGAUACAUACCGCAUAAAUGACAACUAUGUCAACGUAGGGUUUCUCGUUCUCCUGUACGCAUAUACAAAUUGUGUAUAUGAUUUAGGGCUGGGCGGUACCCCCCCUUCCCCCCCCUGUGGUCUGGUCUGUGGUGGCGCGCGCGCGCGCUUUUCCGCGCGCAUUUCGGCGCGGAAUCUAGUGGGGAAAGGCGUCCAAACUUGGCGCGGGUCUCCCCUUUAGCCUCUCAGCCGGUUCCUCCGGGACCUCCUGGCCGUUGCUGACCCUCGCAGGCGGGAGGUCUCCGGGGUAAAAGGCCGCCGAGGGCGGCCACGGUCGCAAGAGCAAGCAAGCCAAUGACCAAGGGCCCGGAGGGAACAAGCUGCACGGCUCAGGGGGUCCAGCCCCUCGGCUUUUGCCGCCUUCAGAGGCCUGCCACCUCCUUACGUUGGAGGCCUCUAGGGAGAGCCAAGCACCUGGAAGGGAGCGAAGGCGCCCACUUGGCCCCCUUUUGAGGCCCUCCACCCCUGGCAGACGCCUCCCAAAGGGGUCCGGGGCUGCCGGUACCCCCCUCCACGCUCGGGGGGGGUACCGGCAGCCCCAAGCCCUGGAUCAUAUAAAUAUAUGAAUUUGCUACAACACUCGCUUCAGGGCCACCAGAGCCUUUCUCUGGCCUAUGAAGAGAAUAUGAUAUUGCUGCUAGCUAAUUGGAUAGAUUGACACACUCAGAUACUCAAUAAUAAUUGCUUAGUUUGCAUCACAGCGUCGUAGAUGACAAUGCAAGUGAAUUAUGAAAGUCAAGCAUAUCUUGAUAUGAAACUGACACUGAGUAGUACUUUUUUGGUAGUAGUUACAAAGUCAUGUAGGAGCUUAGGUUUACGGAAGUAGGAUGUCGCGAGUAGUCGUGUGGCCGUAGGCUCAACUGUCUUCGGAGGUAAGCAUGAUUUUUUACUUCUGGUUGCGCGUCGUGAAAGCAACUAGCGGCUGGCGGUUUUGAAGGUGUUGAGUAACGCCGUGGCAGUGGUCGCAAUCCGUGUCCACACAUGGUUCUCCUUGCUAGUGUAUCGCUCGAUUGCCUUGUUCAUCGUCUUCUUUUGAAGGUGCAAGGUUGUUGAAAAGCCGCAACCUCGAUAGCCAGGCCGAGAACAGAGGUAGCAUGACACGACAUGGCAUUUUGGCAGCCAGCAAGAAGCUAAAGCUAAGCAUCUACAUGAUGAUCGAUGGAGUUCAUCUUCUGAGCUAUAUAUUGACGUAGUUGCUUCAGCAAGACGCUUUGCAGGAACUAGGAAAUUUGCAAUCUUCUUGUGAAGAAAAAUUUCGUUAACGUGGAGUUGAGAGAAGC
This is a messenger RNA of Amoebophrya sp. A25, 3840 nucleotides long. Lineage: Eukaryota; Dinophyceae; Syndiniales; Amoebophryaceae. The record is from the annotation of a GenBank genome assembly.